This is a messenger RNA of Talaromyces stipitatus ATCC 10500, 3261 nucleotides long. Its product is annotated as WD repeat protein. Gene Ontology annotation, molecular function: ubiquitin binding. The record is from RefSeq and is a predicted model, not a curated record. Gene Ontology annotation, biological process: protein deubiquitination; double-strand break repair via homologous recombination. The transcript has 8 exons. Bases 1 to 2994 code for a protein of 997 amino acids. NCBI's taxonomy places the organism in Eukaryota, Fungi, Ascomycota, Eurotiomycetes, Eurotiales, Trichocomaceae.
AUGGCCCGCAAAUUCACCCAUCAGCGAGUGAGCUAUGUUCUCCCUCUACCAAAUGCCUCCGGCGGCCAUCGUCUAGGUGUCAACGGCCUUGCAGUCGAUUCCGACAAUCGCAUUUUAUAUUCUGCAGGCCGUGAUGGAGUUAUUUGCUCCUGGGACUUCAGCCCUUCGGAUACCACACCCUCUUCCAGGACUACUCCUACAACGCGCAGAGACCAGGUGCAGGCACACAGUCACUGGAUAAAUGAUAUCGUCCUCGCCCGGAAUAAUUCCGCUCUCGUUUCCGGAUCAUCAGAUACAACCGUAAGAGUAUGGCGACCGUUAUCGCAGACGAAAGAAUUACCGAUCGCCAUCGGCCGGCAUGCGGACUACGUCAAGUGUCUGGCGCUUCCCCAUCAAAAUUCAAAUUGGGUAGCAUCCGGCGGUCUCGAUCAAAAGGUUUUUCUGUGGGAUUUGGAGGGGAAAGGAGAAAUUUUGAAAAUUGAUACUUGUGGUGAUGAGGCUACCGAGAAGGGCUCUGUAUAUGCUUUGGGGACGGGUGGUUCUGUACUGGCAAGCGGAGGUCCAGAGUCUGUUGUGCGCGUAUGGGAUCCUAGAUCCGGAAAACUCAUUACGAAGUUCGUCGGGCAUACCGAUAAUAUCAGAGACAUUCUGAUCAACAAAGAUGGAGACACCAUUAUGACUGCGUCUUCCGAUCAAACGAUCAAAGUGUGGUCGUUGACCGCAGGUCGCUGCUCGCAUACCUUGACCAUGCAUAACGAUAGUGUUUGGUCACUCUACUCGGACCACCCCCAGCUAUCUGUUUUCUACUCCAGCGAUAGGUCAGGCCUCGUCGCAAAGACAGAUACGAGGGACGUGUCGGAUAUUGAUCAGGGAACAUCAAUUGCCGCUCUUCAAGAACAUGAAGGGGUAGUCAAAGUUGUAGCAGCCUGUGACUCUAUCUGGACCGCGACGCCGAAAUCCAGUAUCAACAGAUGGAAAGAUGUCGAUACUACAGCGGAAACAGAAUUUCCGAACAUCACGGCACGACGGCCCAGCGUCGGAUUACCUGCUGAAUCUCCGUCAGCGGCGCCCGCGCAGGGAACUGUCGGUAAUACAGACGAGCCGACCAAGAAGAAGAUCCCACACAACUCUAUUCUUCUUCUUUCAAACAUGUCAAUAUUCCCGAAAGUGGAUCCCGAGAGAGCCACCAUAUAUUCCACCGUGAGUGGCCGCAAGCCGUCAGAAAUGAUCGUCAAUGAAGAGCUAGGAGAGGUGUUACCUGUCUAUUCUCUUCCAGAGGAAACCAUUGAAGGCCAACUUGGAGUGAUCAAGCACUUCAUGUUGAAUGACAGAAAGCGCACGUUAACUCAAGAUACAGCUGGAGAGGUUUUGCUAUGGGAUCUUCUGAAAUGUGUUCCGAUUCAAAGUUUCGGAAAGCGCCAUAUAGACGAUGUUGCAUCAGAGGUCAAUACUGUGGAAAGUAUAGCUCAUUGGUGUACCCUCGACAUCCGGACAGGCCGUUUGUCUGUCAUUCUAGAACCAAAUCGCUGCUUUGAUGCUGAAGUUUAUGCUGAUGAAAUUGAGCUGGCGAACGGCGAAGGAUAUGCAUCAGAUCAAAGGAUAAACCUUGGUAAAUGGGUUCUUCGUUGGCUAUUUGGUGAUUUGAUAGAAGAAGAAAUCAGGCGAGAUGCAAUUCACAGGGAACGGCUUUCGGCAAAAGCAGCAGAAAAUCAAGCCUUGCAACGUACUAAUGCGCCCACCUCAAUUGAGCUACCAAGAACCCCAGGGUCCCAAGGUGUCAUAGACGGUUCCCCAAUGACGCCGCGCGUAACGAAUGGACUGCAUGGCCCUACUACGCCCGGCCUCAACAUUGGCGUUGCAACUCCAGGUGCCCCAUCAUACUCUUCACCACUUCCCCCAACUGAAGAAGAAGGCUUAAGCACAAGAUUGAGCCAUGAAUUGGGAAGACCUCCAUCUUCAAAUAAAUCAAAUGACUACUUCUCCAGUAGUCACUACAUCGAAGCGGAGAAGCCACCCCAAACUGCCGCAGAGGAGCAAACUCCUACAGCACUCCCACAGUCUCCAUCUGAGCCUGAGAAGGAGGAGAAGAAGAAAGGGUCGUUAUUCGGGAAAAAGUUUAGAAUGGAAUUUCCAAAGAAACUCGGCAGAACGUCAUCGGAAGUGAAAACACCGGCACCGGAAGAAAAACAAGAAGAGUCAGACAAGUCAUCUGAAAAAGAGGAGAAAGCUUUCGAAUCAAAUCUUUACGGUGUAAUUGAUCGCAUUCGUCAUGAAUAUGAGGCUUUUCUUUUGCGCAAUCCCGGAUCAGCAUUAAACUCAGGGAUCACGCCCAGCUCUACGAGCGAAACGCCCGCAUUGAAAAUUCCUGCCGAUACCGAUAUUCUAAUACAAGAAGAAACCGGUGACACGGCUGUGGCUGCCGAUCUUUAUCGAGGAUCCGUUGGCAGCAUCCGCGAGGAGAUUGAUAAACUUGAGAAGACCGUUCCACACUGGCUUGGAGAGCUAUUAUUGAAGAAUCAAGCACCACCUAAGGAGGUCGUGAAGGUAGCUUUCAUUCUCAAGCCAUACAACGACCUGUUACCACCAGUGAACAAGCUUGAUGGGGGUUUCGAUAUGAGCAGUUCUAGACUAAAUGCGAAUCGUAUGCUUCGAGCCAAGAAGGUGCUCGCAUACAUUGCGGAGCGAAUUGAUCCAGCUAACCCCGCCAAUCCGGAUCCCAAUCCUAUGCAACCAGAAGAAUAUUUGGAGUUAUACUGUCAAAACAUUUUGGUCCCUGUUAAUAUGACCUUGGCAACAAUCAAGACCCACAUUUGGCGAACAGGCGGAGAUAUGAUUCUAUUUUAUAAAGCGAACGGCAAAAAAGCGAUUCGCGCACCAGUCGCUGUGCAAGAGACGGGAGAAGCUGCAGGGUCUAGUCACCCGGUUGAAGACAAUAACCUACAUGACAACAUGUCUAGCUCCCAUGCUUCAAAUUCGAUUUCGGAUGGGCUGUAGGCAUACUCAUGGUGCUGAUUGGACGUUUUCCAUUGUUUUGGGGCAUUUCUUUUGACUGCACUACUUCUUAACUUGCAUGUAUUACUUUAUAUUCAUUAUAUUCUUGGGUUUUGCGUGGCGUAUGUUACGGAUACCUGCCGUUUUCAUAUGUUCAAUGCGUAUGUAUAUAUAUAUAUGUGUAUGUUUGCAUAACUACUUAUUGAAGCAUGAAUGCCUAGGUACUCUUGGCCACCGGGAAUUACCAUGGUACAAAAGUUCGUCGAUUUG